CGUCUGUCGCUUCUGAGGACUGUCUUCACCGCUCCUUCUUCAGCUGAGAAGAGGUCUAGGUGGUUCUACCGCAGCUUCUGUCACUCUGUGACCAGCAGGUACUGGGAUAUUGGUCGGGAGGAUGUUGGGACGGCCGAAAUCAGGAAAUGGCCCGUUGCGGCUGCGUGACCGGAGAUGGGGAAGGAGCCGGUUGGAAACCUCGUUGCGGACCUGGGCCUCCACAGUAAUCAACUCUGGGGUUAGUGGAUCUCAGUCUACGCUAGCCGGUGGCGAAGGUGGGGAAUUGUCUAUUCUCAGCUCUUGGUAUAAAGAAUGACCAGCCUCACUGAAAGCAAGGAGAAAGGCUCAGAGAGAAGCAUGGAGAAAGUGCAUGGACAUGGUGUGACUUCCCAAAAAAUGAAAAAGGAAGAAUGCCCAUGUUAAGGUCCAGUACACAGCUGAGUUUAAGGAACUGUUGACAUUCAGAGAUAUCACCAUAGAAUUUACUGCAGAGGAGUGGGAAUACCUGGACCCUGCUCAGCAAAAUUUGUAUAGAGAUGUGAUGUUAGAGAACCUCAGAAACCUGGUCUCUGUAGCAUUACCUAUUGAAGGAAGCAAAAACCAGUCUUACGAAAGCCUCAGAGAAAUCCAGAACUUUGGGUGCACAUUUGGAUUAAGCGUCCCGUCAAAUGCUUGUGAAAACCAGAGAUUUAAAGUUGAAGAGGAUAUUUAUGACUGUCAUCAAUUUGAUGAGUCCUUCAUUAAAACUUUAUUAUUCUUCCACCAACCAAUAUUACCUUCACAUGCUAAAAUCUUCAGCUGGGAUCAGUAUGGUAAAAUGUUUAUCCAGUCAUCAUUGUUUAUUGAAAAUCAAGGUAUAAAUAAUUGGAAAAAACAUGACAUAUCAAAUAAAGUUUUAAUAUCCCUUUUCCAAAAUUUUACCCAAAAUAAUUACCUAAAUGUUCAUAUUGAUGAGAGAAUUUAUCAAUGCAAUAAACCUGAAAAGGCCAUAAAUCAAGUCUCAUGCCCUAUGAAAUAUUUGAAAUCUCAACACUCAGAGAUCCAAUACAAAUGUAACAAAUGUGGAAAAGUAUUUCAUAAAAGGUUAAAGUUCAUCAGCCUUGAUGAUAUCCAUACCCAGGAGUAUUCCUACAACUGUACUGAAUGUGUAGAAGCCUUACACCAGUCAGGGGAACAUUCUGAAAAUCAGGGAAUUCAUAUUGGAGAAAACUCAUACAGACAUAAUGAAUGCAAAAAUGUCUUUAGUCAGUCAUCCAGUCUAACAAAGAACAUGGUUGGUAAUGGAGGAAAAUGUUAUAGAGGUAAACAAUGUGAAAUAUCUUUUAAUCUGUCUUCAAAGCUUGAAAGACAUCACAGGUUUUAUACUGGAGAGAAACCAUACAAAUGUGAAGAAUGUGGCAAAACCUUUAAGCAGAGUUCAACCCUUACAAAUCAUCAGAGAAUUCAUACUGGAGAGAAGCCAUACAAAUGUGAAGAAUGUGGCAAAGCCUUUAACCAGUAUUCAUAUCUGAGGAUACAUAAGAGAAUUCAUACAGGAGAAAAACCCUACAAAUGUAAAGAAUGUGGCAAAGCAUUUAACCAGUGCUCUGACCUUAUGAAACAUCAGAUUAUUCAUUCUGGAGAGAAACCCUACAAAUGUGAAGAAUGUGGCAAAUCCUUUAACCGGUGUUGGUACCUUGUGAUACAUAAAAGAAUUCACACUGGAGAGAAACCCUAUAAAUGUGAAGAAUGUGGCAAAGUCUUUAACCGGUAUUCAUACUUCCUGAUACAUAAGAGAAUACAUACUGGAGAAAAACCCUACAAAUGUGAAGAAUGUGGCAAAGCCUUUAGCCAUAGGUCAACAUUUACACAGCAUCAGCUAACUCACAAUGGCAAGAAACCCUACAAAUGUGAAGAAGGAACAGCGUUUCAGUAUAGUUCAACCCUUAGAGAACAUGAAAGAACUUACACUAGAGAAAAACCCUACAAAUGUGAGGAAUGUGGCAAAGCCUUUAACCAGUGUUCACACCUCGUGAAACAUAAGAGAAUUUAUACUGGAGAGAAAACCUACAAAUGUGAAGAAUGUGGGAAAGCUUUCAGCCAUAGGUCAACACUUACGCAGCAUCAGGUAACUCACAAUGGUGAGAAACCCUACAAAUGUAAAGAAUGUGGCAAAGCCUUUAACUAUAGUUCAUCUUUUAGAAAACAUCAGAGAAUUCAUACUGAAGAUAAACCCUACAAAUGUGAAGAAUGUGGCAAAGCCUUUAAGUGGUGUUCAUAUCUCAUGAUACAUAAGAGAAUUCACACUGGAGAGAAACCCUACAAAUGUGAUGAAUGUGGCAAAGCCUUUACCCAUAGUUCACCCCUUAGACGACAUCAGAGAAUUCAUACUGGAGAGAAACCCUAUAAAUGUGACGAAUGUGGCAAAGCUUUUAAUCGUAGUACGAUACUUAGAGUACAUCAGAGAAUUCAUUCAGGAGAGAAACCAUACAAAUGUGAAUAA
Molecule: messenger RNA, 2482 nt
Organism: Otolemur garnettii (small-eared galago)
Lineage: Eukaryota; Metazoa; Chordata; Mammalia; Primates; Galagidae
Product: zinc finger protein 708-like
Exons: 5
Coding region: 542-2482 (646 amino acids)
Biological process (GO): regulation of DNA-templated transcription
Molecular function (GO): DNA-binding transcription factor activity, RNA polymerase II-specific; RNA polymerase II cis-regulatory region sequence-specific DNA binding
Source: RefSeq, a predicted model, not a curated record